Prorocentrum cordatum is the source of this 486-nucleotide messenger RNA. Lineage: Eukaryota; Dinophyceae; Prorocentrales; Prorocentraceae. The record is from the annotation of a GenBank genome assembly.
AUGGCCGGCGGCGCCUCCAGCUGGGAGGGCGCCGACGGCACCAGCGAGGGGGUGUACGAUGCCUUCGUCGCCGGCCUGCGGGCCGAGGAGGAGAAGCAGGCGGAGUGGUUCAACACCUGCAAGCGCUGGAGGGACACCGGGGGCUGGUACACCACCCGGGGCGGCGGCUGCGUGGGGCUCGUGAACCUCAAGAACACGUGCUGGCUGAACUCCGGGCUCCAGUGCCUGAUGCACCUCAGGCCCGUGUGCGAGCACCUGCUGGAGACCGACGGGGGCGCUGGCGGUGGCAGCACGGGCUCCACGGCCCCGCCGGCGGCGAGCAGCUGCGGCGCGCAGCAGGGCAGCGACGUCCCCAGGAUGGCGGAGGCCCUCCGGGAGCUGCUCGUGAAGCUGUGGCAGGUGCGCAACCCGAGGCAGACCGCGGAGAACCCGGCGGGCCUCCACGGCCAGCUGAGGCUCGCCCGCGGGCGCGGUGGGGCACUCCGG